Trifolium pratense (red clover) is the source of this 1782-nucleotide messenger RNA. Its product is annotated as probable protein phosphatase 2C 22. Gene Ontology annotation, biological process: protein dephosphorylation. The transcript is spliced from 4 exons. The coding region runs from base 444 to 1559 and encodes 371 amino acids. Lineage: Eukaryota; Viridiplantae; Streptophyta; Magnoliopsida; Fabales; Fabaceae. The record is from RefSeq and is a predicted model, not a curated record. Gene Ontology annotation, molecular function: protein serine/threonine phosphatase activity; cation binding.
AUGGGAAAACAAAGUAGUACCCCUGAAGAAAAGGCUUGUGCCGUGGCGUUGACAGAGCACAAAACAAGCAACACACACAACACACAUUUCAUAGCGAUACGACGUCGUCACGUAUCUACCACUGCACCACCAUUUUCCAAACUUAAAACCCCACCGACCACCGCCUCAACUCAAGACGGUGAAUCUUCAUCUUUCUUCUCUCAUCAUUUCUCUCUCUCCACCCACCCAAACACUCCUUUCUUCAAACCCUUUCCAACGAAUCUCUACAUUCCUCAAACCACCUUCCCUUUUGAAUCACCGACAUAUAACAAACCCAACAACAAAGACCUAAUUUUUACUCUUUUUAUCACCACCCAAUAGCUUUUCACAAUCUGGGUCGAACCCAUUUUCUCUGAUACUUGUUUGUUUUUGAAGUUUGGAUCUUAUGGUUAAGAAGAAAAAUAAUGGAAGAAAUUGAAGGUAGAAACUCUAGUGAGAGUCGACCUCCACAUCCUAAUCCAUCUAUUGCUUCUGCAUUUCGUCAAUGUCAACGCAAUGAUCCUCUCGUUUUGCCAUGCAGAAAAUCCCUUGUUCGUCACGCUUCUCUUCAGACUAAAAUGAAGUUGUCUGCUGAGGAUGUUACUGAAGAUUGCCAGUCUGAUUUCCUUCCAAACCUUCGUUCGGGAGGAUAUGCUGAUAUCGGGUUCCGGUCAAGUAUGGAGGAUGUGUAUGUUUGUGUUGACAACUUUAUGCAGGGUCAUGGGCUCAACAAACAUACUGAUGGACCGAGUGCUUUCUAUGGGGUGUUUGAUGGACACGGUGGAAAGCAGGCAGCUGACUUUGCUUGCAAUCAUUUGCCGAAGUUCAUUCUCGAGGAUAAAGAUUUCCCAGUUGAUAUUGAAAGGAUAGUUUCUUCGGCCUUUCUGCAAACAGACAAUGCAUUUGCAGAAGCUUGUUCUCUCGAUGCUGCCCUUGCAUCUGGUACCACUGCAUUGGCUACACUUAUUAUAGGAAGGUUGCUGGUGGUGGCAAAUGCUGGAGAUUGUCGAGCAGUGCUGUGCCGUCGUGGAAAAGCAAUUGACAUGUCAAGAGACCACAAACCAGUUUGCAUGAAAGAGCAGAGGCGUAUCGAGGCAUCCGGGGGUUAUGUCUACGAUGGAUAUCUUAACGGGCAACUUAAUGUUGCUCGAGCUAUUGGUGACUGGCACAUGGAAGGCAUGAAAUGCAAAGAUGGUGGACCACUAAGUGCAGAGCCUGAACUCAUUACUACAAAACUUACUGCUGAGGACGAAUUUCUAAUCAUAGGCUGCGAUGGGAUUUGGGAUGUUUUUAGAAGCCAAAAUGCUGUAGAUUUUGCUCGGCGCAGGCUUCAGGAGCAUAACGACCCAGCCGUAUGUAGCAAGGAUCUGGUUGACGAGGCUUUGAAGAGAAAAAGUGGAGACAAUUUAUCUGCUGUCGUGGUUUGCUUUCAGCAGCAUCCUCCUCCGAAUUUGGUAGCACCACGCUCCAGAGUUCACAGGAGCUUCUCUGCUGAAGGUUUGAAGGAGUUGCAAAGCUUUUUGGAUAGUUUGGAAAAAUGAGUUGGCACAAGUCUUUUUGGUUCCUUCUUGUUUGAUUUUCUUUUCUGUAUCUGUUAUGAGAAUUAAAAUUCAUUUGUAACUGUAGGUGUUAGGUGUAGUAGGAUGAGAGAGAACUUUCUGACUGUAUCAUAUGCGGCAUCUGACAUUUUAAUUUACUGGUACUGGUUCUUUCUUAAACACUUGAGAUUAUAUUAACAACUUUUUACUUUUAUUCUUUUACUAA